AUGUCGAACUAUACAAUGAUUAUGAUUAUUGCCAUUGUUUUGGCGCUCACAGCCACCGUCGAUUGCCAAUGGUUCGGUGGCUGGUCCCGUCCAGCAUGGGGAUAUAACUCCCAAGGUAAGAAAUCACCUAAAAAUUCUAGAUUUUCUACAAUGAAUUAUAUAUAUUAGAAUAGGUUCUUUCCGAAUUUUUAGAAAAAGCCUGAAGUUUUUCGCGAUUUUCCAGGCGAAACUACUACAAUCGUGCCAGUCGUAGCUAGUUCAGUAUCUUCUAUACAAGUUAAGUAAACUUGCUUUUCCGUAGAAAAAAAUAAUAACCAACAAAACCAUCUGACCUUGUAAACUGUUUACUGUACUUAUCUAUCUUGAUUGAUUGCCCUCACAUAUAUUGCUAUCACAUUGAAAAUAACCCGAAAAAACAUUAUUUAUCAAAAAAUCAUCAAUUUUCAGGAAUCGGUGUUGAUCAAUACGGCAACACUUUCGAAGGAACCCCAGACAAUGGAAUCUAUUUGUUCUGUAAUGGACAUGGAUGCCCAGGACGCGGUUAG
Molecule: messenger RNA, 545 nt
Organism: Caenorhabditis angaria
Lineage: Eukaryota; Metazoa; Nematoda; Chromadorea; Rhabditida; Rhabditidae
Source: the annotation of a GenBank genome assembly